Molecule: messenger RNA, 435 nt
Organism: Aspergillus versicolor CBS 583.65
Lineage: Eukaryota; Fungi; Ascomycota; Eurotiomycetes; Eurotiales; Aspergillaceae
Exons: 1
Coding region: 1-435 (144 amino acids)
Source: RefSeq, a predicted model, not a curated record
AUGCGUUUCACCAUCCUCGCCCUCCCGACAGCGCUCCUGGCAAGCACAGCCUCCGCCCACAGCGUCAACUGCUGGGGCAAAGCCCUCAACGCCCCCGUCGAGGGUAUCGAAUACACAAUCAAAAAGAUGGACGAGAUCGCCUCCGCCCCAGACCAAUUCUACCCGGACGGCAACGACCCGAAAUGGCUUUGGCUGCAGGCCAACAAGUGCGAGGAGGUUACGUGCUACAAGGGGACGCAGGUGCGCUGGUGCAACGAGGAUACCGUGUGGGACCGCUACAUCAUGAUGCAGAAUAUCGUCGAUGGGGUGCAUGUGCUUUAUAGUGAGUGUGAGCGGAUGGUGGAUGGGGAGCUUACUUCUGGUGGGGUUCUCUCGCAUCCUGAUAAGUGGAGUAUCAUCAUGCAGGGCGAGGAUGAGUGCAAGGGGAAGAAGUAA